UCCAAACACUUUCAUCAAUCACAUCCUGGGAUUCACAAUCCUUCUUCCAAUUCCUACCAGAUCACCUAUCCCAGCACAAUUCUCACUCAAACAUUCAUCAACCACAACCUCAUACACCUCUCCCAGAAACCACUCCGUCCUUCACAUUCCCAUCAUUUCCCAAACACAAUCCACACAUCCACACCAUUCUUCAUCUCUGACUGCAAGCAUACAUGGUGGAAGCUGUGAGGAACUCUUCAACAACAUAAUUCGUUCUUCACGGGUUUUUUCUUACCUUCUCCAUGUUUUUAUUAUGAUUCAAAUGUAUCACUAUAAGAAAAAAAAAAAAAAAAAAAAAAAAAAAAAAAAAAAAAGGGCUACACCCAACAAGACUUAAUAUUACUUUUGCAGCAAAGCUAGCUCUUGGGACGCAGGGCAAUUUGAACCAGUGUAUGAUGUGAGCAUUUUGAAGGUUUUCAACCCCUUUGUCUUUCAACCAAACCAAAUCCAUAGCAUGAUCUUGUCAUUUUGGAUUUUGUAAUCCGAAGUUUGUCAUCUGCUUCUUGGUAAGCCAAUAGUAAAGUUUUAGUUUUGGCUUAUGGACUAUGUUUCCAUGGGUAUCUUUGAAGUUUGAGGAUCAAAACAAAAAGUUGGCUUAUUUGGUGGCAGCGUUUGUUUCUUGGGUGAGUUGGAGUGCAAUUGAGACAAUGUUGUUGGACCAGCAUGGUUGUCGCACAUGAUGUAAACUUGAUAUUACCAUAUCUUAUUUUUAUUUGGCCAAAAAAGAAAAAAUUUCUGGAGUAUCAUCUCUGAUUUUGAGUUAACCUCCUAAACACUUUUUUGGUUUUUAGAUUUAUGUGGGUUUUAGUUUUGAGGGCAUUUGAGUCUAUUUAACUGAGUUUUUGGCUAUUUUUGAUUUUUUUUUAUAAAAAUUAAUAUUUAUAAAAAUAGAGAAUAAAUUUUGGUUAGUUUUGAUAAAAACUUUUUUUUUAUUGAGGCGAAAGCAGUAUGUAACUUAACGUGACACAAAUUAUCAUAUUGGGGACUAUCUUACAAUGUAAAUUCACGAUAUUAAAAAAAUCAUCAUUAAUAUGAGAAAUCAAUCAUCUAUUUGAUUAUCAUCAUAAUCUUUUGUAGUAUUUUUAUCAAAUUAAUCGUGUGUAUCUAUUUAUUCAAUUAUAAUUAGAUGAUUUCUUCAUUUAUGAUUUGGCUCAUUUUUGUUAUAAAUGAUCUUAGGUAGGGCAUUGAAAAAUAAAUAAUUUGAAAUAUAAAUUACAUUCUUGAGUCUGUCUGAAAAAGAAUUCGAAUUGUGUUAAGUCACAUUUAAAAUGUAUUUGAAAAUUUCUUACAGGGAUGAUGAUGACUUCUUACCUAAGUAUUUAUUUAGCGGUAGAUAGAAACUCAAUUAGAUUAGGUCCAAUUCCAAACUUUCAUAAUUUGAUCACCCUAGUGGAGAGCUCGAUCGAUCCCAUUUUGAGUGCUCUAGAUAGUAGAGAGAUUAAAAUAAAAGGAAUGAGUUAUUUGCAUUUUUAUUUUUUUUUUUGCUUGGAAUUUAUAUUUGAUUCAUUGUUGAUGUCACAUCAAACCCUAUCCUCAACUUCCAUCUUCCUUUACAAAGACUCGGUUGAAUUGAGUUGAAACUUGACCCACAACCUGGCCACUCUUAAAUCCUGUUUGGUGGACCAGAAAGUGAACUAGGAAAAAGCAGCUUAACAGAGCAGACCAUCCGGCAUUUAACCAUACAUCAACACCUUCGAACGAUAUCGAUGGCUACCCAUAUUUUUCACGUUCAAAUGCCAGAUAGUACAGCUCAAAGCUAUGGGGGUGGUGAUCAAAUUCAAAACCAAGCUAACUAGGCUAGUUGGGUUUAAUUGAUAUGGAGAAAAUGAAGCUGUACGUCCUCUCAUUCAGCAGCAAUUGCAGUGUGGCUGUUUCACCCACAACCACCAACACAGUUGGCCAUUAAAUGCAUCCUCUAAUCUCUCUCUCUCUCUCUCUCUCUCUCUCUCUCUCUCUCUGUAAUUUUAUUUCAAAUCUUUUUAGUACCAUUUAUUGCCUUUGGAUCCAUUUCUAUAGAUCUUCACGUGUUGGUUGGAUCUCCUUUAUUAUUGCCGCUUCCCUUUUUGGUCUAAAAUCUCAUCACUCGCAAACCCACAAGGUUAAUUCUUUCUAUCUACACAGUUUCAAGCUUCAAUCUUUCAGACAGUUCCUCAUGUGCGCAUAAGGGUGGGAAUUAAAAUCAGGGGAGUUAUAAAAUGGGAACCAGAGAAAUUAAGUCACCUGAAGGAGGGCUAGUGACACCAGCUAGUUUAGAUGGAAAUCCUGACUCAAAUCACAGAAAGAAGCUUGGACUUUACUUCAUUGAAUCCGAUGACAGACGGACGGCUUUCGGACGGGGUUAUACUGGAGGAACUACACCAGUUAAUAUCCAUGGCAAACCUAUUGCUGAUCUUUCAAAAACGGGUGGUUGGAUUGCUGCCUUCUUCAUAUUCGGAAAUGAAAUGGCAGAGAGAAUGGCUUAUUUCGGUCUCUCAGUUAACAUGGUGGCCUUCAUGAUCUAUGUUAUGCAUAGGCCCUUCAGCAGUUCAUCAAAUGCGGUUAACAAUUUCCUUGGAAUAUCACAAGCUUCCUCUGUCCUUGGUGGGUUUCUGGCUGAUGCAUAUCUUGGCCGAUAUCGGACAAUAGCAAUCUUCACAACCAUAUACCUUGCGGGCUUGACAGGAAUAACCUUAUGUGCUACAAUGGACAUUUUGGCGCCAAAACAAGACCAUUGUGAUCAGCUGGCCCUCCUUUUGGGCGAGUGUGAGCCUGCAAAACCAUGGCAGAUGACGUACCUCUACACUGUUCUCUACAUAACUGGAUUUGGAGCUGCUGGUAUAAGGCCAUGCGUUUCUUCUUUUGGGGCAGACCAGUUUGAUGAAAGAAGUAAAGAUUAUAAGUCUCACCUGGAUAGGUUUUUCAACUUCUUUUACCUUUCUGUCACCACUGGGGCAAUUGUGGCCUUUACUGCGGUAGUCUAUAUCCAAAUCAAACUUGGUUGGGGAUUUGCCUUUGGGUCACUGGCAUUAGCUAUGGGCAUAUCAAACUUGGUAUUCUUUGUUGGUACCCCUCUAUACAGGCAUAGACUUCCAGGAGGCAGCCCUCUAACGCGCGUUGCUCAAGUUCUGGUGGCUGCAUACAGGAAAAGGAACGCGCCUUUUUCUAGCAGUGAGUUGAUAGGCUUGUAUGAGGUUCCUGGAAAACAAUCUGCUAUAAAGGGCAGUGGAAAGAUAGCUCACACCAACGAUUUUAGAUGUUUGGACAAAGCAGCUCUGCAGUUGAAGGAGGAUGGUGUAGACCCAAGUCCUUGGAGGCUUUGCACUGUGACUCAAGUAGAGGAAGUCAAGAUCCUUUUGAAACUUAUUCCAAUACCAGCUUGCACAAUAAUGCUGAGUGCAGUCUUGACAGAGUAUCUGACUCUCUCAGUCCAGCAGGCAUACACUUUAAACACCCAUAUGGGUCAACUUAAACUCCCAGUAACAUGCAUGCCAGUGUUUCCUGGCCUCAGCAUAUUUCUUAUACUGUCCCUCUAUUACUCUACAUUUGUCCCGCUGUCCCGGCGCAUCACCGGUCACCCUCAUGGAGCUUCUCAGCUUCAGAGAGUGGGCAUAGGCUUGGCAGUCUCAAUCCUAUCUGUGGCAUGGGCUGCAAUUUUCGAAAGGUACCGAAGAAAUUAUGCAAUAGAGCAUGGAUAUGAGGGUAGUUUCUUAAGUGCAAUGUCAGACUUCAGUGCAUUCUGGUUGUUGAUCCAAUAUUGCCUCAUUGGCAUAGCUGAAGUGUUUUGCGUAGUGGGGCUGCUAGAAUUUCUAUAUGAAGAAGCCCCAGAUGCCAUGAAAAGUAUAGGCUCCGCUUACGCUGCUCUAGCCGGGGGUUUAGGUUGCUUCGCAGCCAGUAUAUUGAACAGCAUCAUCAAAUCUGUCACAGGAAGCUCAGAGAAGCCAUCUUGGCUGUCCCAGAACAUUAACACUGGCAGAUUUGAUUAUUUUUACUGGCUGCUCACAGUUUUGAGUGUCAUCAAUUUCUGCGUUUUUCUAUAUUGCGCACGUAGGUACAAGUACAGGACAGAGCAGGGGGUUAAGAUGGAGAAGCAGAUUCUAGCCAACAUAAAAGAACAAUCCCUCAGUGGAUAGAUAGCAUUAAUGGGAUGAAAUGUCAUUUUCCCACUAUAUUCCUAGCUUUUAAUUUUGCUGCUUGUAAGAAAAAAAAACUCAGAUUUACAUGUAAGCAAGUGUUUAAGCAAGCAGGAAUUACAGUUUGUGUUUAGCAUCAUAGGUUGGUUAUUUGGCAACAAGUUGUACUUGCAUCUAUUUGUCACUAUGUCACCAAAAGGUUACUUGGCUUUCACAAAA
Molecule: messenger RNA, 4367 nt
Organism: Prunus persica (peach)
Lineage: Eukaryota; Viridiplantae; Streptophyta; Magnoliopsida; Rosales; Rosaceae
Product: protein NRT1/ PTR FAMILY 6.1
Exons: 5
Coding region: 2235-4148 (637 amino acids)
Biological process (GO): transmembrane transport; oligopeptide transport
Cellular component (GO): membrane
Molecular function (GO): transmembrane transporter activity
Source: RefSeq, a predicted model, not a curated record